AUGGCAACCCAACAAGCCACCAAUUUGAUACCAAGCGACGUCUUAUUCAAAUCUGUCCUUGGAUCUACACCACCUCUUAAUGAAGGUGAAGAGGACUUAGGGGAGGCCAACACUAUUCCCACUUCACCAUCUGGAUUUAAUAACAACGUAUUUUGCACUCUCUCGGAUCCUUCUACCACUCCAAGUUGUCCGUCAACAGUGGUUCAACAUUGCGACUACUUCAUUUACAAUAUAAAUGACAACGAUCUACAAGUUGAAGAAGCACUGUGGAUCGCGGAAAAACUUUAUGAGGAGUCCGAUGACUUUGAAAAGCGAAAGGUUUUCGUUUUACUAUCUACUGUUCUUACAUGGUCACAAAUACAACAUUUGCCUGACGCAAAUUAUUUCAGACGGAAAGCACACCGACAUUACAUUCGACAUAUUGCUGCUGAAAAAGAAAUUAAGAGACUUGGUACUCUGGAUGGGUGGCUGAACCAACCGGCUUUGAAUGUGAUCGGUGACGGGAAAAACUUUAUACCAACAAUCCAUGUAAAUGAUUUAGCAAGUAUUGUCUACAAAUUACUGAACUUGUGUCCAACAACUCACUAUAUACUUGCUGUGGAUGACGGAUACAAUACGCUCCUUGAAAUAGUUACGGCGAUUUCGGAAGUGCUCACCACAGGGAAAGUGAAGCACAUUUCCGUAGAAGAAGCAAAACGGAUGGACGAAUUUACGCAAAAGCACAUUGAUAGUCUCACGUUGAAUCUGCGCUUGGAGGCACAAUUCGUGCAUGAGAACUUGCCUUUUAAGUGGGCAAGUGAAAGCGGAUUGGUUGCUUCCAUACAAAAGAUCGUGAAAGAGUUCAAACUUGCAAGAGGCCUGCUCCCAAUUAGGUUAUGUGUCCUGGGUCCACCUCUCUCGGGAAAGUCGAAGCUGGCCCAACUUCUUAGCGAGUAUUAUUCCGUGCCACAUAUUCACGUUAAGGAAAUCAUCGAAUCUAGAAUCAAGGAGUUGGUGAGUAAAGUCUUCAGUUACUUUGACGAACAGGUUAAUUCAAGGGGUCAGAAGUCAUCUUAUCGGGCUAAAGACAAUAAUGAAACUGAGGAAGAGGCAAUUGAUGAAGACUAUGAUGCUGCUGAUGAUGAUGAAGUAAUGGAAGAAAUGGAGGAAAUCGAAGAAACCAAUGAGGGUGAAGAGGGAGAAAAAAUCAAAGAACCAGAUCCGCAGGCCCAAGUCGCCCAGCUUAGUGGGGAACGAGCAGCUCGUGAACGCAGCAUCCCUAAUAUGAUCAACGAAACUGACUUCCUGGGCAAAGUUGCGCUCUCCCCAAAUCCUAACUCUUUACCUAGGGGGAUUCUGCCGGCAUGCGUAAUUUUCCUCCAGGCCACAGAUGCCUUCCUCUUUAACCGAGUUCUCAGAAUACCUAACGAUGAAGUAAGGUGCUCCCAUAACGACGAAGAAGGCUUUCUUAGACGCCUUCUCAUCUAUCGUCACUCUCACGCCGGGUCUGAGGUGGCGGCUCUCAUGGCUAGUGAUGAGUUGCGAAAGGCACUUAAUUCAGACUAUCUCCAGAAGAUCACAGCAGGCGAAGCAAGUACACUAACCUCAACUGAGCAGAUAGUCCCGUUAAUGGCAGGCAGCAUUGGUACCAAUAGCUUGUGCGCCUUUUUCGAGGACAGAGGCGUUCGCGCUUUUAACUUUGAUGUCGCAACAGACACCUCGGGAGUCUUUAACGAAAUCGAGCGAAAGAUACGUACCGCAAUAGGUCCGCCAAGAAACUAUGGUCCAACAGCGAAGACCCUGACAAUAAGAGACAAAAUACGUUUGAAGGAGGCGGAAGAGCGACGCACUUUGGAGAAGGAAAGGGAGGCCGAGGAGUUCAGACGCCGUGAAGUCCGCAAGCGCGAGUUUUCCGAUCUUCUGGAGAGAGUGCGCACAGAAGAGGAUGAGGAGUUAUUGGAGGCAUCGAAACCACUACGCGAGUUUUUGGGCAAAUUCGUGAUGCCAACUCUGUCCAAGGGUAUAUUCGAGUGCAUCUGGAGGCGGCCUGAGGAUCCGGUUGAUUAUCUGCUGGAUCGUAUCAGGUUGCCAUUAAUUCGCAAAGCAUUAGAUCUUGUGGCCCUCACCUUAGCCCUCAUGGAAUUGGAUAAGGGCACUCGAAUGUGA
Molecule: messenger RNA, 2145 nt
Organism: Hydatigera taeniaeformis
Lineage: Eukaryota; Metazoa; Platyhelminthes; Cestoda; Cyclophyllidea; Taeniidae
Source: the annotation of a GenBank genome assembly